This is a messenger RNA of Cololabis saira (Pacific saury), 4822 nucleotides long. It is a transcript of the gene ctnnd1, whose product is annotated as catenin (cadherin-associated protein), delta 1. Gene Ontology annotation, biological process: cell-cell adhesion; cell-cell junction assembly. NCBI's taxonomy places the organism in Eukaryota, Metazoa, Chordata, Actinopteri, Beloniformes, Belonidae. The transcript has 22 exons. Bases 165 to 2897 code for a protein of 910 amino acids. The record is from RefSeq and is a predicted model, not a curated record. Gene Ontology annotation, molecular function: cadherin binding. Gene Ontology annotation, cellular component: adherens junction; cytoplasm; nucleus.
GCGGACUCUCCAGCAGGGUCGGGUGUGAUUUGUGAACUUUGGAUCCGUCUCUCCACCUGAGCUCCCGUCCCCCCCUCUCCCCCCAGCGGAGAGGAAGAGCUCCGAGGAGGAGGGAACUACCACAGACCAGGACGCCCGGAGACCGGAGCCCGGAGAGCGUGUGAAUGGAGCAGUGUGCGAGUACGGCCUCCCUGCUGGCCUCGGUUCGGGAGCAGGAGAGGCAGUUUGAGAUGCUGAGCCGAGCUCUGGAGGAGGAGCGGAGGUCAUGUGCCGGCACCUUGCCCCGCCCCCUCCCCAACAUCCAGAACGGCCGCCUUCCUUGUGAUGCAGACAUAGAGAGGCUGACACUCAACGAGGGUUACAUCAACGGGACACAUCACUUCAGGAUGGAGCCUGGUCAGAUGAUGCAGGAGACGUACACGGUACAGGAGGACCCUCAGGAGCUGCCACCGGUCGUCUCUGUGGAGACUAGUGAAGACGGCACCACACGGCGCACAGAAACCACAGUGAAGAAAGUAGUAAAGACCACCACCACCCGCACAGUCAUCCCCUCUGUGUCAGACACGCUGUCCAUGGACGGCGGGGGUUCUGGGGUGGGCGGCUACACCACACCCAUGUACAGGCAGAGCCCUGGAGGCGGCGUGCCCAUGGACUACCCCACUCACACUGUCCCCCGUAACUACCACUACGGCCCUCCGGGGGGCUACGACGACUACCGCGCUGGGCCUCCAGCUGAGACCUACGCCAGCCUCAACCGGGGAGUACGCAUGGACGACCGCUACAGGCCAGUGCAUAUGGAUGGGUACAGAACCCUCGACCCCAGCCACCGAGCCCACAGCCGGAACCAGCUGGACCAUUAUGCUGCCCAACCACAGGUGGGGCGGAUGGGCAGUGCCCUGGAGCUGUCCUCUAUCCCAAGGUUUGUCCCGGACCCGUAUGGUUUGGAAGAUGACCAGCGCAGCAUGGGCUUCGACGAGCCCGACUACGGCAUGGGACACCCCAUGCACUACAGCACCGUGCCCCGAAACCACAAUGCAUUCCCUCACGGACCCCCGCGCAGGACUGGGAGUUAUGAAGGCACCCUGGACGGGGACAUGAGUGGCCCAGACAUGUACUGGGGGGGAGGUGCCCCGCUGGCCCAGGGCGAGAGAGGAAGCAUGGCUUCCUUGGACAGCACCCUGAGGAAAGGCCCGGGUCCCGGUGCCUGGCGCCAGCCGGAGCUGCCGGAGGUGAUUGCCAUGCUCAACUACAGGCUGGACCCCGUGAGGAGCAACGCAGCGGCAUACCUGCAGCAUCUCACCUACAAGAAUGACAAAGUGAAGUCGGAUGUUCGUCGUAUGAAAGGCAUUCCGGCCCUCGUCUCUAUGCUCGAUCACCCAAACAGAGAGGUUCACUACGCGGCCUGUGGAGCGCUGAAGAACAUUUCAUAUGGCAAAGAUCAGGAUAAUAAGAUCGCCAUCAAGAACUGUGACGGAGUCCCUGCUCUGGUCAGGCUUCUGAGGAAGACGCGCGAUCAGGACCUCACAGAUAUCAUCACAGCAACGCUGUGGAAUCUGUCGUCUCAUGACUCCGUGAAGAUGGAGAUCGUGGACCAUGCGCUGCACGCGCUCUCCGACGAGAUCAUGGUGCCCCACUCGGGCUGGGAGCGAGGGAGCAACGGAGCAGCAGGCGGGGAGGAAAACUGCAAGCCCCGGCACCUGGAGUGGGAGACGUCCCUGACCAACACAGCAGGCUGCCUGAGAAAUGUGAGUUCAGAGCGAUGGGAGGCGAGGAGGAAGCUCAGAGAGUGCACGGGAUUGGUCGAUUCCGUCAUGUACAUUGUCCAGUCACAGAUCGACUGUAAAGAUGUGGACAACAAGUUGAUAGAGAACAGUGUUUGUCUGCUGAGGAACCUGUCCUACCACGUGCACCGUGAAAUCCCUGGCUGGGAGCGCUACCAGGAGACCACGCCCAUCAACCAGGGCCCCGCCCCCUCCAGCCAGAAGAGCGGCUGCUUCAGCUCCCGCAAGGGCAAAGAUGAGUGGUUUUCCAAAGGAAAGAGAAACGAGGAUGCAUCUACAGAUGUGAUAGACAUUCCAAAGAGGACCACACCUGCUAAAGGCUACGAGCUGCUGUACCAGCCGGAGGUCGUUCGCAUCUACACCUCGUUGCUGCGGGAGUCCAAGAACCCGAGUGUGCUGGAAGCGUCGGCUGGAGCUGUUCAGAAUCUGUGUGCCGGACGCUGGGCUUACGGCCGGUACAUCCGUGCCUUGUUGCGUCAGGAGACGGGUCUGCCCAUGCUGACCGAGCUGCUGGCUCACGGCAACGACCGCGUCGUGCGAGCCAUGUCCGGAGCCCUCCGCAACCUGGCCAUCGACGCACGCAACAGAGAUCUACUAGGUAAACAUGCGGUGCCCCACCUGGUGGCCAACCUCCCUGGAGGGGGUCAGAGCCAGCCGGUGCGGGCGCUGUCGGAGGAGACGGUGGUGUCGGUGCUGAGCACGCUCCACGAGCUGCUGGGCUCCAGCGUCGACGCAGCCAAAACCCUCAGGGCCUCGCAAGGAAUCGAGAGGCUGGUGCUCAUCAACAAGGACGGGAACCGUUCUGAGCGGGAGGUCCGCGGGGCCGGGCUGGUGCUGCAGACCGUGUGGGGCUACAAAGAACUACGCCGCACUUUGGAGAAGGAUGGCUGGAAGAAGACGGACUUCAUGGUGAACCUGAACCCCCCUAGCAGCAACCGGGCCAACGGAGGAUACGAGGACAGCACUCUGCCGCUCAUAGACAAGGGUGAAAGAGAAAUGAUUCCAAUGAAUGACAUGGGACCAGAUGCCUACUCCACACUGGACCAGAGAGGCAGAAGGAACACUCUGGACAACACACUCGAACCUGCUGACAAAGAUCCGAUGCAGAAAAACUGAUCGUUUGCAUCACAAGACGACAGCCUCCUCCUACUUACUGCCCCUGCUGAAGUGAACCCGGGGGACCACUACGCUCGCGUUGGGAUUAAUCUCCAUCCUUGACACUAACUCUUUUGUCGCAGCUUCUCUUCUCUUCUCUUUUUGUUACAUUCCUCCAUUGCAGCUGACAAACGAAUGACGGCACACGGACAGCGACGUGGAUCUACACUCCCUGUGGACGACCCAUCGUGACACUAUGACCACUCUGAGCUCUGAGAGUCGCCACUCGUGGCCACACCACUACAUCUCCACGCAAACCACACUAAAACCAAGACUGCUGGUCCAGACUGAACUUUUUGGCAUUCCUCGGAGGUUGAAGCAUAAACUUUAAAACCAUUUAAUCAAAAGGAACUGUUUGGAUCGGGACAGAGCGCUUUCCGGAGAAAUUUUACAUAGCGAUGACGUAGUCUUGGGAAGAAAAAAAAAAAAAAAAUCAAGGGAAUGUGUCAUUUUUUUCUUUCUUUCUGAUGGUUAAACACGAUAAAGAAAAUUUCCUUUCACUGAGAAUGAUUGUUUUUGUUUAUAAACCUAAUUAAGUAUGUAAAGCUUCUGCCUCUGUUUUGGUAGUGAUUGUUCUGUCCUUGCUUUGGUCUGUGCCGUCACGUAUGUACAUGUGCCAUACCUGUGCCAAAUGACACCGCCGCAACUUCCAGGACCAGAUGUUUGGACUUCUCCUCUCAGCAUCCACACUAAUUAAACUCCGCUUCGUUGUGCGUGGCAGCCCAGAUGCAUGGGGUUGCUGCAGCUUCUGUAUUUGAUUAUAGUCCACAAAUCUCCACGGGUGCAGGUAUGAGUAUGUCUGCACACAGAAAUAAAGCAGAGGAAUGAUGUCCCUACUCCUGGAACAGACAGAGGUUGUUAUUUUUUUUGUUAAGUAAUGUUUCUGUUAGGUGGAAUCCCCUUUAUUGUGACAAUGACUGGGAGAUAUCACAGGACUCGGUGGGUGUAUCUUGUACCUGCUGGUCUUUAACAUGAUGAAUGUGUGAAACAGCUGUUUGCAAACUGGAGUGCCUCACUCAUCCAGGAUGGGUCGGACUGGGGAUCCACGAUAACCCGGGAAACCAGUCCAAUGGUCUUUAUCACCACUUUUGGAGUAUUGUAUAUUGGAAGCUUGUUCUCCAAGAAUAUGUGAACGUGUCUGUCGGGUCUCAGUCUUGUUGUUGGAAUAUUUUUUAUGGUGUUUAAUUUGCUGCUUCACAAACCCGUAGCCGUUCUGGCUCCAAGACGACAGGACAGAACUUGGGAGAGGACUCUGUAUUGUCUGGUUUUGCCCACAUUAGUGUUGAGUGUGAUGUAGAUACUGAGUGGAUUAUUAAAAGAAGCACUACGGGGGUGUAAUGUGUAUUUUUUUUUUUAUCUUUUUCCCCCCCGCUUUGAUUUGUCUUUAUUGCCAGUUGACAGAGGAAUCCACAUGUAACCAAAUUUUAACAAGUUGCCUUCAAGAGUAGACCGACUUGAGAAAAGAGAGUUAGUGUCAGAUCCGAAACAAAAGGGUGCAUAGGCCAGAAUUUGCUGAUAGACAAAGUGGAGUGGAAAAAAAAGUAAAAUAAAAGCACAUUUAAACUAUAUAUAUAAAAAUACAGGAGAUUAUUUGUUAAUUUUAAUGGUUUUAUGUUUUUUUUUUUAUAAUAUUGAUUUGGGGUCAACUGUUUUGGGUGCUCUAGGUAAAUGCAUAUGCAAUCAGUUUAUGUUUUGAUUGAAAACUUUCAGUUUACGUCUUAAUUAAAGCAAACCAUAACAAAAUCCUCCAACAAAAAAUAAUAGAAAAUAUCUGGAUUGUGACUUCACAUGAAUAUCUUUGCCUUGGCUCUUAAAAGUUGCACAUUCUCAUUUAUGAAUGGACUAUGUAACUAGCAAUAAUGUUUUUAAUAAAAAAGAAAAUUUUU